CCGUGUGCUGGCGUCCACCGGUCCAGGCGCCGCUCUCCUCUCCCAGACUCCCACCGCCCCGUCCCCGUGCCCGUCCGUGCGUGCAGCCGCCGGCGCCCUCAUCGAUCGACCCGCGCCCCAGCCGGAUGGAGGCGUCAGCAGCAGCAGCAGCAGGAGAUGGGGGAGGAGGCAGCGCCGCCACGCGGAGCAGCCCGGCGGCCGUGCAGGCCACCAACGACGACGCCGCGGCAAGCAAGCUGUCCUGUGUUAACAAAGGAUACAUGAAGGAUGAUUAUGUGCGGUUUUUUGUUAGGCGACCAACAAGGAGGGCUCCGAUAAUCAAUCGUGGGUAUUAUGCGCGUUGGUCUGUUCUCAGGAAGCUUCUGCAUCAAUUCCUCGAUGCGGGGAAGAAUAGUAACAAUGAGAAGCCUAAGCAAAUAUUAUCUCUUGGUGCUGGCUUUGACACAACAUUCUUCCAGUUGCAAGAUGAAAGGAUUGCUCCACACCUUUAUGUAGAACUGGAUUUCAAGGAGGUAACCAGCAAAAAGGCCGCCAUCAUCAACCAUUAUAUUGAAAUGAAGGAAAAGUUAGGCUCAGAAGCUUCGAUUUCGAUUGAAAAAGGUGAAGUGAUAAGUACGCAUUACAAGCUAUUUUCUGCUGAUAUUCGUGACAUACCAAAACUGGAUUCAGUUAUUCACAUGGCUGAAAUGGAUCCUAGCUUGCCAACCUUUAUAAUUGCAGAGUGUGUGCUUAUUUAUCUGGACCCAACUGCCACUGGUGCUAUCGUGAGUUGGGCAUCUCAAAAGUUCUCCACUGCUGUCUUUUUCUUAUAUGAGCAGAUUCACCCUGAUGAUGCAUUUGGGGAGCAAAUGAUUAGAAAUCUUGAGAGUAGAGGAUGCCCCCUCCUUGGUAUAAAUGCUACACCAACCUUAAGUCACAAGGAGAACCUUUUUCUUGGCAAUGGAUGGCAGAGAGCUGUUGCAUGGGAUAUGCUGAAAAUCUAUAAUGACUUCAUUGACAGUCAAGAAAGACGCAGGAUUGAACGAUUAGAACUGUUUGACGAGUUUGAAGAGUGGUAUAUGAUGCAGGAACACUACUGUGUAGCCUACGGAAUCAACGAUGCCGAGGGCAUAUUUGACAGUUUUGGUUUUAAAGAGACCUAGUAGCACUGGUGCAUUGUCUUCUGUGUGUACCAGCUGUACUUGUUGUAAACUGAUACCAUUCGUACUAGUCUUCCCCGGAGUAGCCUUUGCAUGAUAAUACAAGGAACAGGGGUAGGAUACCAGUAAGCAUCUCCUGAUGUUGGAGCUUGCUUUGAUAGGCUGUUCAAGCUCAACGGCGUUGUACUUGGUUUAACCUUAACGUCUUGAUGGCAGUCGCAGCGGUGUUUGAUGUGAUUAUGUGAAGCAUGCCAGUUUGCCACAAUAUGAGCAGAACGGGUCUGAUAUGACUAUGUUUUCCAUUUUAUUGUUUGCAAAUUCAGUUUAGUGCGGAACCAUGGCUGACA
Molecule: messenger RNA, 1486 nt
Organism: Sorghum bicolor (sorghum)
Lineage: Eukaryota; Viridiplantae; Streptophyta; Magnoliopsida; Poales; Poaceae
Product: leucine carboxyl methyltransferase 1
Exons: 13
Coding region: 126-1142 (338 amino acids)
Biological process (GO): methylation
Molecular function (GO): methyltransferase activity
Source: RefSeq, a predicted model, not a curated record